UCGGCCAUCCUUACCACGCGAGUCCGCAUUACGUCACCGUCGAUAGCGCUCGCCGCUCGGGCACUCCGCGCCGCCAGUCAAACCUCACUCGUCACACAACACACACGUUUCACAAAUCGACAAUCAUGUCUACAAAGGAAGAGCCAGCGAUUUGCAACAGCUGCCAUGCUGUCAUCCAGGGCAGAAUCCUGACAGCGCUGAACAAGAAGUGGCACCCGGAGCACUUCACGUGCAACACGUGCCGCAAGCCGAUCGACAGCGCCAAGUUCCACGAGCACAACGGCAGCGUGCACUGCGUGCCGUGCUUUACCAACCACCACAGCCCACGCUGCCACGGCUGCGGGGAGCCCAUCACUGACCGCGUGAUCCAAGCGCUCGGCGUGUCCUGGCAUUCGCACCACUUCAUCUGCGGCGGCUGCAGGAAGGAGCUCGGAGGCGGUGGCUUCAUGGAGCAGGCUGGCCGUCCCUAUUGCUCAUCGUGCUAUGCUGACAAGUUCGCUGCUCGCUGCAAGGGUUGUGGCUCGCCCAUCGUCGACAAAGCGAUCGUCGCGCUCAAUGCCAAGUGGCAUCGCGACUGCUUCACUUGCAUGAAAUGCAGAAACCCAGUGACUGACUCGACGUUCUCCGUGAUGGACAACAAACCACUCUGCGGCAAAUGCGCUUAAACGCACCACCCCACCACACACACCCCAUCGAGUAAUCUAACAGCUUGGAUAAGAACAGACAUCACUUUUAUCUAGAGUUUAGACAUGACAUAUUGAACCGAUAAGUUGACGUGUUAACCUGAGUUGAAAUAUAAAUUAGAUUGCCCGAAGUUUAUAUACUAGGCCAAGACAAUACCGGUAAAUAUCCCAUUGUAGUCACUCUGUACUGCUAAGAUAAAAAAAAUGCAUUUCAACAUUAGUGUGCGAGCAAAUCAAAUGGCUAACAAUGUUCAAAUAUGCUAAGCAAAGCCUAAAACCUACCUAAAACAUUUCAUCAAAUUCAAAUGAGUGCGUGACUUUUUAAUCCGGAAUUCCAAUUCACCUCUAGUUAACACGGUAUACUAGGUUAAGUGGACUAUUUAUAGACUACUAAUUUUAUUUCUGGCAAUAUUUGCGCCAUUUUUCAAAUCUUGCAACACAAUUGUGUCAAAAUGAAAUGACAGCUUGCGGCUUAUUCAGUUUUUUUUGUUCAAUCAGGUGACCUAGGCAAAGGUCCUUAGUUAUAAGUCCUUUAAUGUAGUGGCUUAUCUUUGGCUAAAGCGACUUAAGCGCUCCAAUAUUGUUGAAGCUGCUUGAAGUGAUUAAGCCUAAGCUGCAUUUUAUUUAAUGGAUAUUCUAUAUUCAUAUAGUCGUGUAGAAUAAAACAUGUAAUUGGAUGAGGCCUUAAUAUAUUUUUGAUAUGAUAUACGUAUGUAUACGGAGUAUGAAAACAUAUAACAAGGAAGAACAAUAAUUGGAAAAAAAUAUUUUCAUAUAUUUUUCUUUGUAUAUUUUUAUAUUCAGCCUUCUCCAGGAAUUGGACAUGACAAAUGACAGGAAUAUUAUGUAAUACAUAAGAAGAAAAUAUUUUGAUCAUUUGUGUAAUAAAAUAAGUUUUCGUGUGUAAGUUGUGAUGGAUUGUUUUCAUUGAAUCGACAAAGUUGUACAUAUUUUUUGAGAAAUUGGUAAAUUUUAUAUAACUGUGAUGCUUUAAGCUUUUUCGGUAUUUAAACAAAUCAUAUAUGAUCGUAAAACGAGCUACAUUUAUCAACUGCUUAAAUGUUUUUUGAAAUAAAUUAUUUUUUUCUUUUGUUUUGAUGAAA
Molecule: messenger RNA, 1786 nt
Organism: Manduca sexta (tobacco hornworm)
Lineage: Eukaryota; Metazoa; Arthropoda; Insecta; Lepidoptera; Sphingidae
Product: transforming growth factor beta-1-induced transcript 1 protein
Exons: 6
Coding region: 126-665 (179 amino acids)
Cellular component (GO): nucleus; Z disc
Molecular function (GO): transcription coregulator activity
Source: RefSeq, a predicted model, not a curated record